GAAAUAAAACAAAACGAAAUGUCAAUGACGUCACGGUGGCGACAGUCGCGUUCUCAUUAUUUUUGUUUCGCAAUUUUUAGAAUAUCUGGGUUAUUUUAGCGCACGGUGCACAAAACCAAACGGGCAUCGGAAUAAUCGACGGAAAUAUGGACAACCAGUACUAUUACAAGCUGAUGGCGAGUUAUCUGUCCAAGCGGAACUGCGACGAGUCGUUUAUGAGGUAUUUCUUUGGGAAAACUUCGACAAAGAAGACACCCGAGGAAUUGGAGCGGGCGGACGAGCGAAAACGGCGGCUGCAGCGCGAGCGCUCGCGGCGCUACCGCGCACUGAAGAACGCAAGACGGCAGAACGAGGGAAGCGAAGAGACGGCUUGGUCAAAGCAGCGCGCGCCGCCCGACGACGAGCCGAGCGACACGGACGAGCCGCCGACGCUUUGCGACCUGUCGUACGAGCCGGGCUCGUCGGACUGCGCGUCGGACGACAACUCUGCGCACUCGGCGGCCAGCGAGCCCGUCGCCGCGCCGCCCGCGCUCAGCCUGCGCGAGCUGCUCGCGCAGCCCAACGCCGAGCUGGACUACCCCACCGUGCACAGCCUCAUGUUCCACUGGCUGCAGACGUAACCGCCCCCGUAGCCGCGCCCGCUCCGCUCCACUCGCCACCCUACAUACUGAACACAAAGGAAACGCGCGGAGUGCGGUAGUGACACAUAUCAAUGCUUCAAUAGUUCACACGAGAAGACCGAGCCGUCCUGUUAAUUUUACUUAUUAGAGUAUAUGAUAACUUUGUCAUUAGCUUUUAGUCGCUCCCGCGCAGCGAGGCGCUGCUCCUGUGGGAUUGGAUUGUGUCAAAUUAUCCUGACGAGAGCAGUUUUUUGGUAAUAUAUGAUGAGAUUUCAUGUAAUCACCCAAACAAUUCACACUGAAAUAAUUUAGUAAUUAGAAAAUUUUGAGGUUGGCGAGCAGAAUGUUGUGAAGAUUGGGACUGGUCAAGUGAUGUUGGGUGGUUACAUGAGAAGCACUGCUGGUGACACUAGUUGUAGAAUAUUCCAUUAGACAAUAAGUUGUUAUAAGUUGCCAUAUCCUAUAACUUAGAUACUCAACUAUUAUAUAUGAUAUAGAGAAGUAUAUAGUUACUAUAUACCUAUAGUUUGUGAUAUGAAUGAAUUUACAAUUUGUGUGAAAUCUACAAUGUUAGCUAGUAUGGUAAUGUUAGGAGGGAGCCAGGGCUCCGAGCACAUUCCUUGAGCCUUGUUGGUCAAGCUUGAGUCACAUUGGCAACAAGUACAUAUCUUAAACUUCAGUCCACGGACAUAGUAUUUUAUAAUGGACAAUAAUGCAUAAUAUUACUAUUGUCUGUAGUAACUCACCUACAGCUUGUAAGUUUUACUUUACUGUCGAGCUGUCUAAUGUAUGCAGCUUUUCUUCAAGUAAGAUAUGCAUAUUCGCCCAUGGCUGCUAAUAGCUAAGUAAAACGUACAUGAGGUAGUGGGCAUUCGUUUUGGUAGGAUAUUUUUGGUUAGUGUAGUUUAGGGUCUCCAAACUUAUUUUCCCUAAGGGUUACACUGUAACUGGGCCUUCUAGGCAGUUGUUGCUGUCACAGGCCAGCCAGAAACUCACCUGCUUCCAUUCUGCGGGCUGUAGUCUGGAGACCCUAGUAGUGUAGGCUUUUGCAACUAACCCAGCACUUGCUCCAAUGCAUUUAACACACGCUUCUCAGUAGCUCUCUUUAAUAAUAAGUUAGAUUUGUUAAGUUUCUCGGUUGCUUUACAGCUAGGUCUGUUAGUAUUUAUUUCCAUUUUAUUUCUGAAAAUGUUGUAUUUUGUAGGCUUUUUUUAUUAUAAUAAUAAACUCUUAAACCUGCAUGCUAGUAUACUCUGUUGCAUUAUCAAUUAAUUGACUAGUUUUUUAGUUGAAGGAUUUCAAAUUACUGUGCCUAAUUUUUAUAAAUAUUUGCCUAUUGUCACUCAACUCAUGGUUCAUUUGAGUCUUAAGCUGCACAGAUGAUAUUGUGAUAUCUAAUAAACAGAGGACAAGAACAUGAAACAAUACAGAAGAAAUAUCCUAACAUUGUAAUAAUUUACUCGGAUAGACCAGCACACACGACAGUUUGAGCUUAGUUGUAAGUAGGUGACAGCGCAUCUGGAAUGGCCACUGCGGCAACUUUAUUUUGGUUAAUACCUAUAAAUAAUUUGUAUAGCAUUACCACCUACUACGAGUGGUAACAACUGGGAUGUUUUCUCAUCUGUUAGCACUGUGUGCAGUUGUAAAAAAACUGCUUUUAUUAGUGGUAUCAUUGAUAUCAACUUAGUGCUAACAGCUGGUUUUUAUUUACUUUCACUUUCUGUUAUAUCAGUUUGCUAUUAAAUCCGUUCUAAAACUACAUACAUGUAAGACAAAUGACAAUGCAAUAUUACUGUCGUAGGGCUGGCCAGAUCAGAGCCAUAUAGAGGCCAUAUUUAGUUUUUUUGUAGAUCUGCUGCUGGUUAAAGCCGCGGCCGGCCGCCAGGCGGCGCUAGUUGCCUUCACGAAUACUAUAGUUUGUAACUAACAUGUAGGUACUGUAAGGUAGUGCCAUAUUAAAGAGCUUCCUAUUUUUAA
Messenger RNA from Cydia splendana, 2597 nucleotides. RefSeq lists its product as uncharacterized. Lineage: Eukaryota; Metazoa; Arthropoda; Insecta; Lepidoptera; Tortricidae. The record is from RefSeq and is a predicted model, not a curated record. The coding region runs from base 147 to 620 and encodes 157 amino acids. The transcript is spliced from 2 exons.